Molecule: messenger RNA, 2159 nt
Organism: Zophobas morio
Lineage: Eukaryota; Metazoa; Arthropoda; Insecta; Coleoptera; Tenebrionidae
Product: alkaline phosphatase-like
Exons: 9
Coding region: 287-2002 (571 amino acids)
Biological process (GO): dephosphorylation
Molecular function (GO): alkaline phosphatase activity
Source: RefSeq, a predicted model, not a curated record
UACCCUAGGCCGUGUCGGGGGCCGCGACACGUACGAACACGCGAAGGGAUGAUUUAGUGAGGGAUGUGACGCCCGAGGACUGAUGGAUUUAUUUACCCUCGGAGAGGACCGCUGCACCAAAUUCGGAUAGACAAUGGAUGAGAGUCAUUAGUUAUUCCCGGAAGACACUAACAUUAAUCGAAUUUUGGCGAACCUGUUUUACCGCCGCGCUGUUUAUUGUGCGUUUUCAAUCUGGAGGACUUGAUAAUGGAUUUUCAGUGAUGGACGUAUUUAUGUGACUAACGCAAUGUUGUCGAAGGCUUGGAUACAGUGUGUGUGCAGUUUGACACUAAUUCGGUGUGUGUUCGCCGCACCUUCGGUCGUCCAGAAGGAGAUACACGACCAAGAGUAUUGGUACGAGCAAGCACGGAUCGCUUUGCGGAAGAGGCUGCAAUAUGCUACGGACCGCCGGCCGCACGCCAAGAAUGUGGUGUUGUUUGUGGGAGACGGGAUGGGGGUGGCGACGGCCACCGCCGCCAGGAUACUACGCGGACAGCGCCUGGGGAAGCGGGGGGAGGACCACGAGCUGGCAUGGGACUCGUUUCCUGCGGUGGCCCUGGCAAAGACCUACAACAUGGACGCCCAGAUCGGCGAAUCAUCAGCAUGCGCGACGGCGUUGAUGUGCGGCGUUAAAACAAACUUCGAAACGGUCGGUUUGGACGCUCGGGGUCGUUUCGAGAACUGUUUUUCCAGCUUCUCAUCCCGAGUUUCCUCUCUGAUAGAUUGGGCACAGGAGUCAGGAAAAUCGACAGGGAUUGUGACAAACACAAGAAUAACUCAUGCCACACCCGCAGCGCUGUACGGCCAUUCUCCGUCACGCUACUGGGAGGACGAUUCCAAAGUUCCCCCUGCGUCCCGGAAAUCCUGCAAGGAUUUAGCUCGCCAACUCAUCGAGAACGAUCCUGGACGUAAUAUCAACGUUCUGCUGGGCGGCGGACGCAGACACUGGCUGCCGAAGGUUGCCCACGAUCCGGAGCAAACAAAAGACGAAGGCCGGCGCCUCGACGGUCGCAAUCUCAUCGAUGACUGGGCCAGAGAUAAGAAAAAGCGUGGACUCAAAGCAGAAUACGUCUGGAAUAAAGGACAGCUUGAUAAAAUUAACCCCAAUCAAGUCGACUACUUGCUGGGCCUCUUCGCCUACUCUCACAUGGACUUUGAAGCCGACCGAGACCCAGGCCCUACCGGCGACCCAUCCUUAGCCGACAUGACCCGCUCAGCCCUCUCCAUUCUCCUGAAGAAUCCCAAAGGAUUCUUCCUGUUUGUGGAAGGUGGCCGUAUCGAUCACGCUCACCACUACAACAACGCCUACCGGGCCUUAGACGAAACUCUUGCGAUGGAGACUGCUCUUCUCGCCGCUCUCGCUCUUAUAAAUCCUACGGAGACGUUAAUUGUUGUAACUUCGGAUCACUCCCACGUUCUAACAAUGGGAGGACAAGCGACGCCACGAGGACAUCCCAUUCUGGGUCCCGACAGCAAAGUUUCCGACAUCGACGGCCAGCCCUACACCACCAUCCUCUACGGCAACGGCCCCGGCUACGCCACCCCCCGCAUCGUCCCCAUGAACACGUCCGCCGCCUCCGACGACCGCAACCAGGUGCACGGCUCCGCCGUCCCCCGCCAGUGGGCCACCCACGGCGGCGAGGACGUGCCCGUGUACGCCCUCGGCCCGCUCGCCACCAUCCUCUUCACCGGCACCUUCGACCAGAGCUACAUCCCGCACGCGGUGGCGUACAGCGCCUGCCUCGGCGAGCACCGCCUCCGCUGUCAGGGCAUCGACAACUACACCGUCCCCCAGGUGGCGUCGUGCGUGGCCCCCGAGGUGUCGAGCGUCGCCGCCGCCGGCGCGCCCGUCGUCGUCGCCAGCAGCGUCAUGGCCGACGACGGACAGCGCGUCAAGAGCGCCGCGGCGGCGGCGGCGGGCGCGCUAUGGCUGACGCUGGGGGUGGGCUUCGCGGUCACGUAAUGAGCGGCGGCGCGGAGGUGUACAUAUUGUGUGUUGGAUGGUGUAAAUUGUACAGACGACUUUUGACCAAUGACGUUGUUGAAGCACUUUUUGGACAUUGUGCACGGUGUCACCCUGAUUGGGCCCUGGGCGGUCGCCGGGGGCUCGAUUUUAUCAU